CGCGGUCUUGUUGACGGUGUACCGACUGACCAUGUCAGGACAACGCAUGGCUGGACAACGUGUUUCCACUACGUCCUUAUACCUUCGAUGGAGCUGGAAGUGUGAUUUAAAGAGUCCUUGGCAGUGAAGGAUUUUUGAGUAUCUUCUUCAAGAUUUAGUGUGACACAAUGACCGAUCUGACAGAGAGAGUUAAUGUCUUUAUCUCCGAUCUUAAGAAGGGGAAAGUGAAGGGGUCGUAUGAUGUUGCUCAUCAGACUCUAUCGUUAUUACGACGAGUGAUCGCUCAGACACGUUGGGCUAGCGCCGGUGAAUUAAUGAAUCGUAUUAAACAAGAAGGAUUACGUAUGAUGGAUGCCCAGCCAUCAGAGUCUGCAGUCGGAAACAUGGUCAGGAGAGUUAUUAAGAUCAUCAGGGAAGAAUUUGCUGCAAUCAUUAAAGGCCAAAGUGUAGACUCGGGAGACCAGCAGCAAUCACUUCAUAAAAUGCUAGUAGCUGAAGGUCAGGCUGAUGAUUUCAGUAUGCCAAGCCCACAUCUCAAGGUUCGAGUUAUUGAAAGCAUCAAUGAGUUGUUUACUGAGCUGGAGAGUAGUGCUGAUAACAUUGCAAUGCAAGCAUUAGAACACAUCCAUUCUAAUGAAGUUAUAAUGACUAUGGGUAAAUCACGCACAGUACAAGCAUUCUUACUGAACGCUGCCAGAAAGCGUAAAUUUCAUGUAAUAGUUGCAGAGGCAGCCCCUGCUUAUCAGGGCCAAGAGCUAGCAGCGAGACUAGCUGAAGAGAAGAUUCAGACGACAGUCAUAACGGAUUCUGCAGUAUUUGCUGUUAUGUCUAGAGUUAAUAAAGUCAUUAUAGGAACACAUACAGUCAUGGCUAACGGAGGAUUAAAAGCAGUGAGUGGGAGUUAUGCACUAGCACUAGCAGCAAAACAUCACUCAGUGCCUCUGAUUGUAUGUGCUCCAAUGUAUAAACUAUCACCUCAGCAUAUGUGUUCAUUUGAUCAGGAUGGUUUCAAUAAAUUUGAGUCUCCUCAAGACGUGAUGAGAUUUGCUGAAGGUGACGUUCUCUCCAAGGUGCAAAUCCAUAAUCCAGUAUUUGAUUAUGUCCCACCAGAAUUAGUCACGCUCUAUUUAUCCAACAUAGGCGGUAAUGCACCAUCAUAUGUGUACAGAUUACUGAGUGAGUUAUACCACCCUGAUGAUCAUCAUCUAGUCCGUAAAUAGCACAAUACAGCGCCCUCUACAGUUCAUGGAAUACCAUCAUGAUGAUCAUCAUCUAGUCCGUAUAUAGCACAACCAGACUCGCCUAGUGGUAGAAAUCACUACAAACUGAGGGUGAUUAAAGGUGAAUACGAGGAAUUCACCAUACAGCGCCCUUUACAGUUUACCAUGGAGAGGCAAUUUUUUGCUGAAAGUAGUCAAUGAAAAUAACAGCCUCUCCACACAGCAGAGUAUUGGCAGUUGGGGUCCUAUUGUGAAAAACAUUCAUUGGCUUCACUUAGACAUGUCAUAAAAACAGAAGAAGGCUACAUUGCUCUGCAGUUUAAUGUUUUAAUUUGCCCCUUAUUGUAUACAAACCAUGAACAAACAUUGAGUGCGAUUGUUUAGCUUCCCUGGGUCAACCCCGGUCUGCCCCCGGUGCGUUCUAAUAGCUUUGACGUCAUUUCAGGGGCUCA
Asterias rubens (European starfish) is the source of this 1672-nucleotide messenger RNA. Its product is annotated as translation initiation factor eIF-2B subunit beta-like. Gene Ontology annotation, cellular component: eukaryotic translation initiation factor 2B complex. Lineage: Eukaryota; Metazoa; Echinodermata; Asteroidea; Forcipulatida; Asteriidae. The record is from RefSeq and is a predicted model, not a curated record. The transcript is spliced from 13 exons. The coding region runs from base 168 to 1220 and encodes 350 amino acids. Gene Ontology annotation, molecular function: translation initiation factor activity; guanyl-nucleotide exchange factor activity. Gene Ontology annotation, biological process: translational initiation.